ACUGAAACUGCGUCGCCGGAACGAGGGGAUGGAGUCGAACGAGUCCUCGUACGUGUCGUCGCCGGAGCUCGGGCCGAAGCGGUCUUCGCCGCCGCCGCCCAAAUCCCCGACCUCAGAUUCUUUGGAGAAGCCGACAUAUGUUAGGUUUCUUGUGUCAAAUGCUGCAGCUGGAUCAGUUAUUGGAAAGGGUGGUUCAACAAUUACUGACUUUCAGUCACAGUCCGGAGCACGUAUUCAGUUGUCACGUAAUCAAGAAUUUUUUCCUGGGACAACUGACAGGAUUAUUAUGAUAUCUGGUCAAAUUGAUGAUGUGCUGAGGGCAGUAGAACUCAUUCUGUCGAAAUUGCUAAGCGAGAUUCAUCUUGAAGAGGGCAAUGAUGUUGAUCCAAAAACAAAAGUGAGACUAAUCGUUCCAAAUAGCUUCUGUGGUGGCAUAAUUGGCAAGGGAGGAGCCACGAUAAAGUCAUUUAUUGAGGAGUCCCAAGCCGGUAUCAAGAUAUCUCCUCAGGAUAAUAAUUAUUAUGGGUUGAACGAUAGGCUAGUGACCGUGACAGGCACUUUAGAUGAACAAAUGCGAGCAGUUGAUCUGAUCCUGUCGAAGCUAUCAGAAGAUCUUCACUAUCCACAGUCUGUUAAUGUGCCAUUUUCAUAUGCAGGUGUUUACUUCUCCGGUUUUCAUGGUACUCCCUAUACACAUGUACUUCCUUCUGUUGCAACAGCAGCAUAUAACGGGGUGAACUAUGGACCAGCUGGAGCUGGAGGGAAGUUUCAGAAUAACAAGGAAGAUCGAAGUAACUCGAUGACUAUUGGCAUUGCAGAUGAGCACAUUGGAAUGGUGGUUGGUCGAGGUGGACGGAAUAUCAUGGACAUCAGCCAGGCUACUGGGGCCAGGAUAAAGAUAUCAGAUAGAGGUGAUUUCAUGUCUGGGACAACUGACAGGAAAGUCACAAUCACGGGGUCGCAGAGAGCGAUUCGUGCAGCCGAGGCCAUGAUUUUGCAAAAGGUUGCACAUGCCUCGGAGAAAGGCGUGAAUUAGCUCUCAAGUUCCAUCCAUUGUUGUAGAAAAAAUUUGUGGACCCUCCUUCAGUUUGCCCACAAGUUCGCUGAUUUUUUAAAAUCCCUUGUGAUCUAAUUCGAUGGCAGGCGAUGCACGAGUCAUCAUUGGAAGAAUGAGAUCGGGAAGUUCUUUUUGGAGAGUUCGUUCUUUUUCAAAAUAGUAUCUGCUUAUUUAAGUCAAAGCAAAUUGUUGUAGGAAAUUCGUGUUGUUUCUUUCCCCAAAUCGAACAAUUAACUUGGCUUUCGAGCAGGUUAUUCUCUAUCUAAAGUGGUACAUCUCCUAGAGUUACUAUUUUAAGGAAAGACAAUGGCAGAAGAAAAGUUGAGAAUUCAGAGUACAA
Messenger RNA from Syzygium oleosum, 1397 nucleotides. RefSeq names its product protein BTR1. The transcript is spliced from 8 exons. NCBI's taxonomy places the organism in Eukaryota, Viridiplantae, Streptophyta, Magnoliopsida, Myrtales, Myrtaceae. Gene Ontology annotation, molecular function: mRNA binding. Gene Ontology annotation, cellular component: cytosol; cytoplasm. The record is from RefSeq and is a predicted model, not a curated record. Gene Ontology annotation, biological process: regulation of gene expression. The coding region runs from base 29 to 1036 and encodes 335 amino acids.